Molecule: messenger RNA, 1485 nt
Organism: Ficedula albicollis (Collared flycatcher)
Lineage: Eukaryota; Metazoa; Chordata; Aves; Passeriformes; Muscicapidae
Gene: FOXO1
Product: forkhead box O1
Exons: 3
Coding region: 156-1418 (420 amino acids)
Biological process (GO): insulin receptor signaling pathway; regulation of transcription by RNA polymerase II
Cellular component (GO): nucleus
Molecular function (GO): DNA-binding transcription factor activity, RNA polymerase II-specific; RNA polymerase II cis-regulatory region sequence-specific DNA binding
Source: RefSeq, a predicted model, not a curated record
CGGACAGAGGCAAACAGGGAUGGGGAAAGAGCGGGCGCAGAACAAGGGUUGCAGAAAUACCGUGUGUUUAAUGAAAUUCAAUCCGUCACAACCUGUCUCUGCACAGCAAGUUCAUCAGAGUGCAGAAUGAAGGAACAGGGAAGAGUUCCUGGUGGAUGCUCAAUCCUGAAGGAGGGAAGAGUGGCAAAUCUCCUAGGAGGCGAGCAGCAUCCAUGGAUAACAACAGCAAGUUUGCCAAAAGCAGAGGCAGAGCUGCCAAGAAAAAAGCAGCCCUUCAGUCUGGUCAAGAGGGAAAUGGUGACAGCCCCGGCUCACAGUUCUCGAAGUGGCCUGCAAGUCCCAGCUCUCUCAGUAACGAUGACUUCGAUAACUGGAGUACAUUUCGACCCAGAACGAGCUCUAAUGCUAGCACAAUUAGUGGAAGACUUUCUCCUAUUUUGCCAGAGCAAGAUGACCUUGGAGAUGGGGAUGUGCACUCCAUGGUAUACCCGUCAUCGACCACCAAAAUGACUUCUACUCUACCGAGCCUUUCAGAGAUGAGUAAUUCUGAGAACAUGGAAAAUCUUUUGGAUAAUCUCAACCUCUUGUCACCUAAUACAUCAAUGACUGUGUCAACCCAGUCUUCAUCUGCCACCCUGAUGCAGCAAACACCAGGUUACUCAUUCGCAUCCUCGACCACAAGUAUAGGUUCAGCGAAUCCUGACUACAGGAAAUUCACUUACGCCCAAGCUAGCAUGAACUCUUUGUCCCAGAUUCCUAUGCAGGCUCUCCAAGACAGUAAAUCAAGCUACGGAUCGAUGAACCAAUACAACUGUCCUGCGGGACUUCUGAAGGAGUUGCUGACUUCCGAUUCCCCGCCGCACGGCGAUAUCCUGGCGCCGGUGGACGCCGGUGUUUCCCAGGCCGGCGGCAGGGCGCUGGGCCAGGGCGUGCUGAUGGUGGCCAACUCGGUGGUGCCCAGCUACGGCAGCCAGCCCCCCCACGGCAAAAUGAUGAACCCCAGCGCCCGCCCUCACCAGGGACACAACCAGCCAGCGCCUGCAGUCAACGGCCGUGCCUUGUCACACACCGUGAGCGCCAUGUCACACACGGCGGGGCUGAGCCGCCUGUCCACCGUGAAGACUUCCUUACAAGUGCCUAUGAGUCACCCCAUGCAGAUGAACGCCAUGAAUCCCUACGCCCCUGUUAACAGUUGCAACGGCUACGGGAGGGUGGGAAUUGUUUCCCUCCACCAAGAGAAGCUUCCCAGUGACUUAGAUGACAUGUUAAUUGAACGGUUGGACUGUGACAUGGAGUCGAUUAUCCGUAAUGACCUUAUGGAUGGAGAAACAUUAGAUUUUAACUUUGACAGUGUAUUGCCUAACCAAAGUUUUCAGCACAGCGUAAAGACAACCACACACAGUUGGGUGUCAGGCUAGGAUGUAGUAGGAGGCUAUGGUUAAAUUCUCCAGACUUGUCUGACAGCAGGAACUGAGAAAAGCAGUA